CGUCCUUCCACAGUUCCACUUGAAGCAUUCCACUUGAAGCAUUCUACUCCUUAAACCCUACAAAUACUACCUCGGCUACCAAGCACGUACCAACCAUCGCCACUGCAAGUGCCAUUGCGUGCAUCAUUAUUCGCCAUUGCAUUCCUGAACUCAUUCUAGCUCCUGAACGAACCAUGAAGCCGCAGCGGCAGUUAUCCAUGGAGAAGCUGUCCAACGCCGCGAAGGACCUCCUCAUCUUCAUGCCAAGGAAGAAGCUGCCUACGCUUGGCGUUGGCUCAGCCGUCGUGGCGAAAUGCAGGGAGCUCUGGGAAGGCUGCACCGGCUGCGGCUCUGGCGUGGCGCGCGACGACUACUUCAGCGGGAGCUACGAGUUCUCGUGCACGACCACGCCGGUCGUUCCAGUGAAGGGACGUGGCCGUCGAUGUCGACAGCGGCGUCUGCCGCCCUGCGUCGGCGGCAGGCAGGCGAGGGAGAUGCUGGCGAGCGUCGUUCCGGGGAGAGGGUGGUCGCCGGAGCGCUCGCCGGAGACCAGGGUCGGGCACGAGAUCGACGGCCUCGCCGAGGAGUUCAUCAAGAGGUUCCACGACGAGCUGAGGAAGCAGAGGGUGGCAGAGCUGAAGGUGGAGCACGAGAGAAGCGCUCACUUGGCGCUCUCUGUGCCAGUGAUGUAG
This is a messenger RNA of Phragmites australis (common reed), 671 nucleotides long. RefSeq lists its product as uncharacterized. Lineage: Eukaryota; Viridiplantae; Streptophyta; Magnoliopsida; Poales; Poaceae. The record is from RefSeq and is a predicted model, not a curated record. Bases 174 to 671 code for a protein of 165 amino acids. The transcript has a single exon.